GGGACAUGCUGCUUCUGGGGAGCCCCCCGAGGUGCGCACGGAGGACCUUUCCCCCCGCCCCCAGGAACAAGAGUUGGGCAAGCGUCUCGGUGUCACGUGACAGAUCCCGCGUGACGUGGCGUUUGGAUGACGCACGCGGAAGCGCUGCUGCUGCUGCUCUUGCUACGGUCGGAUGUGAGACUGCGGCUCGCGUCCGACUCUGUUGCGGGAGGAGGCGCCACCAGUGCGCAUGCGGCUCGGAGAUGGAGCUGUUAGCACCAAUGCGAUUGUAUACACUGUCCAAACGACAUUUUGUCCUGGUCUUUGUUGUAUUCUUCAUUUGUUUUGGUUUGACAGUGUUCAUAGGAAUUGCAGGUCCUAGUGUAAUUGAAUCCACUGCAGUAACAGCUAAAUUGAAUAACUUAAAGAUGAGGCCAUUUAAAUUAAAUUCAAAACCGUUGUCUACUUACAAUCAGCAGCUGUGGCUGACGUGUGUGAUUCAGCUGGAUCAGCCUAACGAGUCCAGCUUCAAAACAAAUGUUACUAUGACAGUUAAAAUACGUGGUGUAGAAGAAAAUGGAAGCUCAUCAUUUAUUAAUAACCAAGUUUACAAUCGGACGAGAAUACUGAACUGUGCACAAAAAUGUGCCGAAAUCAUUGUGGUUCACCUUGGCUACCUGACUUACACUCAGUAUGAAGUCAUUGUUGGUUUUGAGGAUCUGAAUAAGCUGAUGUACCCCAUCAAGAAUGUGAAUUUCACAUGGAAAACCUAUAACCCAUCUUUUUCACAAGUGGAAAUCUGGUUCCGAUUUGUCUUUGUAGUUCUUACUUUCAUGGUCACUUGUCUGUUUGCACAUUCCCUCCGGAAAUUUUCCAUGAGGGACUGGGGAAUUGAACAGAAAUGGAUGUCCAUCCUCCUUCCCCUGUUGCUGCUUUACAAUGAUCCAUUUUUCCCCCUCUCAUUUUUGGUGAACAGUUGGUUUCCCGGCAUGCUUGAUGACCUCUUUCAGUCAGUGUUUCUGUGUGCAUUGCUGCUGUUCUGGCUCUGUGUCUACCACGGGAUCCGAGUGCAGGGAGAAAGGAAAUGCUUAACGUUCUAUUUUCCCAAAUUCUUUAUCGUUGGUCUUCUAUGGUUGGCCUGUGUUACAUUAGGAAUAUGGCAAACUGUUAAUGAACUACAUGAUCCAACAUACCAGUACAGGGUUGACACAGGUAAUUUUCAGGGAAUGAAAAUCUUCUUCCUUGUGGUGGCAACUGUAUAUAUCUUGUACCUUUUGUUCCUGAUAGUGAGGGCGUGUUCAGAACUUCGCAACAUGCCUUAUGUUGAUCUCAGGUUAAAAUUCUUGACUGCAUUGACCUUUGUAGUGCUUGUCAUUAGCAUUGUUAUACUUUAUCUACGCUUUGGAGCACGAGUUCUACAGGACGACUUUGUAGCUGAGCUGUCAACUCAUUAUCAGAAUUCAGCAGAAUUCUUAUCAUUCUAUGGUUUACUCAACUUCUAUCUUUACACUUUAGCCUUUGUGUAUUCCCCAUCAAAGAAUGCACUGUAUGAGUCACAGUUGAAAGACAAUCCUGCCUUUUCUAUGCUGAAUGAUUCAGAUGAUGAUGUGAUUUAUGGGAGUGACUAUGAAGAAAUGCCACUUCAGAAUGGUCAAGCCAUUAGAGCCAAGUACAAGGAAGAAUCAGACAGUGAUUGAGUUCAUGUGGAGGAGACUUACUUAUGAGAAUGAAAGUGAUCUUGAGGUUUUUCCUAGAUGACCACGUCCUUGGCUUUCUUAUGAGUCUGCUUUCUACUGAACACUAUCUCCCAAGGAAGGACUUCCUGUUUAUUUCUGUUUACAAAACUGAAGGAAAAAUGGAAAAGCUUGAAAAGAUUGUGGUGGAGGCUUCUAAGAAACCAAAUUCUCUCUUUACACUAGGUUUAGAAAAUGUCACAUACAGGAUUUCUGUGGAGAACAGACUGCUAAAACAAUGAGGCUUUCAGAGUCUGGUUCCAACUAAGAGGGUCACUGAGUAUAUGCUGAUUUAAAAUUGCUUCCUUGCUGUUUGUUUUUAGAGGAUUGUGUACAGCACAUCAUCUUCACUCCUGAUGCAGCUUGUGUUAGCUAUUGUGUACAGUGUCCACUGGUGAGAAAGUGCCUCUCUUUCUUCUUCCCUUCCUCACCCUACCCACCUGAGUUGGAGGUGCGAAAUGGCAGGUAUUUCCAUUGAUUUCUCAGAAAGCACAAACUUUAUUGCUCCUGCUUCAAAGGGGAAGCAUUCACAGUUCAGUGGUCAGCUCUGUAAUUGAUUGGAGUUCAUAAAAUGGAAGUUUUUCAAAUAUCUACAGUUAUGAAUGUGAGACAGGUACAAAUAUUCAAGUUCUGUUGAGGCCUAAAUUUAUAAACAGAAUAAUAUAUUAUAAUCAGUAGUGCAAAAUAAUUUGUAAGGGUUUCUCUUAGAAUGAGCAAAACAAAAUAAGACAAAAAUAAGUUAAAACGUCAAGUUUAAAUAUUUUAAACUGUUGCAAACCUUGGUUUGGAAAUCCAUCAGUGUGUUGGGGGCGGAGGAGGGAGAAAAUGGUUACAUUUCCUACAAAGUGUACAAUAUACAACUUAAUAUUUUUGACAGACACCUUCUUUUAAUUGCUAGAUCCUUUCCUAAAUUAGGAUUUUUCAUGCAGUCUUUUCAUAGCUGUUAAAAAGAAAAGAGUUUAUAUUGUAAGAACAAUCACUUUUGAUGACAUGUUGAACAAAUGUACAAAAGUGUGUUCUUCAGCAUGUUCUGUAGAUAGCUCAACCUCUUCAUCUUUAGACACCCCUAAAUAGCUGUACUUAAAAUGCCUGCUACUUACAAGUAUCUUUUUGACUGUACCUUUUCAGGCUAUGUUAGAACAGUGUGCUACAGAACUUCAGAAUAUUUACUGGAAUAUUGCUGCUCAUGAUAUUUAAAUAUGUGUUUCAAUUUCCCUACCAUGGUAUCCCUUUGUUUUUAAAAGGGAGGCUGUCAAUUUCUAUUUUUUUUUUUUUUUUUUAAAGUUUAGUAUUUUCAGGUAUGCCAGCUAUCCCUGAGUCUUUCUGUGGGUUUUCCUGUGGUUUCACAAUCACCUUUUUUUUCUAUUUCUCUUCCCUGUUGCUAAAUGAAAUACCCACACAAACAAAUGGGGAAAUUGACAACAUAUACAGAACAAAGAGUGAUUUUGAUCUUUUUGCAAAGACCUGUCUACGCUAGGGAAUUGAACUGGUUUAAUCAUAAAUGUUCACUGUGUUCACACUGAACAUGCUGAAUUGCAUUGGGAACCAUUGCAGGUUUGUCUUGCAUUCACAUUAAAACUGUCCUAAACCACUUCAUCUGCAAUAACCUCUGGGUAUCUGUUUCAUGUUCAGGAGCAAUGCAUUCUGGGAGACUUGAGCAGGGUGCUAUGGAAGGACUAGUUGAACUACUACAGCUAGUUGUGUAUUCUCAGUGGCAUUUUAAAUGGUUCUGACAAAAUUAGCAUUUAGUUCAGCGGAAAGCAAGUGGAAUACAAUAUAUAUUUAGCAUGCUUGUGUAAACCAUUUUGUGGCUAUGAAAUUUAACAAACAUACUAAGAAGUUGAAAUGAUACCUAGCACAGCAAAUGUCUCUAGUGUAGACCAAAGCCAAGAGAAGGCCUACUCCUGUCAUGUGCACAAAGUAAAGAAAUAGAACAAAUAGAUUUUUUUCCCUUAGCAUGGUAGGUGUUACUUGUAACAAUAUGUGGAAAAAUUCUGACAGGGUUAAAUUGUCUUUGUAAACUGCAGUAGUUGUUGUACCUUUAACAACUCCUUUUAGCUAACAGACUUUUUUUUUAAUAUAAGGUUGUGUUUUAGAUGCUUUUUUAAUCCAAUGGAAAAACAGACUGGCUUCUCUUUUUCUUAAAUAAGAAAGCAAAAAUAAUCCAGGACUUGCUUGUACUUGAGUUUGACUUUGUAAAGUCAAGCUCAAGAUCCAGUCACUGACAUUCCUGUGCACCUAAAAUUUCCAUGGACUUUCAUGGGAGUCGGGGGUGGGAGGCGGCGACACAAGGAUCAGGCCUUUAUGUUUAUGCAGAUUUUUACUUUUGUGCAUUCAAAGCUUUUUGGCACUUUAAUACUAUUUUAUUCCUGUUGUAAAAGUCAUUUUUUUGAUUUGCUAAAAUAUUUUUCCAUGUAGGAUAUUUGAGUUUUACUAAUGCUGCUUACUAUAAUCCAGAAUGCUUGUGAUACAGUAUAUUAAGUCUGACUAUAAAAUAUGGUUUUGGAUUCCAUUAACUAAAGAAAACAUUUUUUAAAAAAUUCAACUUCAAGAAAUCAUGGUAUUGAGAAUGAAAAAUUUUCCUAGGCUGUUUUUUUCCCCUUUAUUAUUCUUUUUUGUUAUUACAUUGCUCAUUAGAGCAACAAAAAUAAGAAUAGGAUGGGGAAAUGUGCACUUUAAAAAACAAAGUUAUUUAUCUUGUUCAUGAAUUCUUUUGUAUAAAUCCUGCAUUGAACUGCCUUUCCCCAUGCAUAGAGCCCUGUGCAGAUACAAAAUUUGUAUCCACAUCCAAUCUGCAAAAAUGAUCUGUGGAUAUCCGCACCCAGGGAUAUAAAGCAGAUAUCCACAGAUUUGCAGGGCUUUAGAAAUAAAAUUUGGAUCCUCAUCCAUCCAUGAUCUUAAAAAAAAAUCACCCGCAGAUAUAGAUAUCUGCGGAUUUGCUGGGCUCUACUCAUGCAUAUUGUAUUUUAUACUCAAAAAAAAAUGUUACAAUGUAACUUAGCAAGUUUGGCUAAAGCAGCACAGCAUUAAAUUCACUACUUAACUAGUAAAUAGGCAGAAGUAGUAAGGCUGGCUGGAGAAUAGUCUCCCUAGCAAGAGAUCACAUAUUUCAUGCCUUGUGGCAAUGAAUAUUGAAAACUGCACAGAUACACAAUUUGGAACCAAAGAUUAUUCUGAGGAAUUCUCUUGUGGCAACAAGAUGGAUUGUAAAUAUUUUGUGGGGAGUUAUAUUCAUGUGUCUCUGCACAGUGUGUUGUGCUAUUAUGACCCAAGGAUUAAAUGAAAGGUACCUACAUAAGAAAUUCACUUGGCUAGCUGUGUGUUUUCCAGUGGGAAAAGUCAACGAGAGAAGUACAUUUUGAUCAUUACCUGUUAGGUUCACUCCCUCUGGGGCACCUGGCAUUGGCCACUGGCAGUAGACCGGAUACUGGGCUGGAUGAACCUUUGGUCUGACCCAGUAUGGCUGUUCUUAUGUUCUUAUGUUGUAAAUCUGAAUUUUUUUCUUCCCAAAGAACCAGUUAGGUCAAAGUGCACUUGUGCUGGGCUGUUAAAACACAACUAGUAAAAACAUUGGGGUGGGUUUUUAAACCCCCCCCCCCACACACACACACACUUCAGGCUUUCAUGUAAUUAUUCCAGAUUAAACCUUUUCAAGAAUGAUGAUUAGAUUGGAACAUAGGAAAAUGAGUAAUGUAUACAAAAUACAUCCACAAUGUAUUGGCUUACUGCAAAAAUGAGAUGCUCCCUCUUUUAGAACAUGUAGGGUUUUUUACUUUCAAAAAUCCUUCUGGUGCAUUGUGUAGAAGCCAAAUAUCACUGGCCCUGGUGUUACCUACUCAAUUUAGGGCACCCUGCAUAUACCCUAUGGAGGGCUCAAGGUGUGACCUAGUCAGUUGAGGCACCCCCACCCUUUCCCUUCCGAGGGCUCAGGGUGUAAGGUGUAAGGAUAGGUAUCCGUACCCAUGGGCCUCAGGAAGAAAUCUGGUCAAUUUAAGUACCCACCCUUUCCCUCGGGAUUCAGGGCUCUACAGAACCUUUUCCCAGUGAAGGAGCCUUACACAGUUGUGCUUUAAACAUCUAUUAGCAACACACCCAGAGUCCAUAUACCAAGGAAAUCUCUUAUGCUCACCACUUCCAAUAUACAGACAAAUUUCACCCAAUGACCAGUUAGGAUUCAUUCAUCUGGGAGUUCCCUGCGAUGCCUCUGCACAUCAUGGUUGUACAGAGGGGUCAGAGUUCCAGCAGCUUGAUGAACUGCAGUCUGGAAAUGGUUCCCAAAGAGCAUUGUUUGUCAUUUACAUUAUAUAGGUAAAACUAGCUCCCUCCUUCAAAUAUACUAAAACUAUCACAUUAUCCCACACUCCUAAAUAACAAACAUUUUAACCAAUUAUGCACUGACAUCCAUUUGUCCUUCUUGAUGCCCAAGUUCUUUACAUUUUAACUUUCAUGCCCAAAUUGUGAUCUUCUCUAUUUGUGCAGAUGGUCAGAGCUUAUUUUACCAUUUGUUGAGUCUCUUUCUGUAUCCUCCCUAAUUUCCCAGCAACGUUACAACUUGGUUGUAACCAAGUGGUUAUAACUGUUAGGGACACUCUUGAGGUGGGGGUGCUUUCGCAGCAACAGAACAUUCCUUUUUUUCAAGUUUAGUGGUGAACUUCCUGAGUUUCACCCAAGGCUGGUUUAAUAUGUGGGGGUGGGGGUGUUGAUCAGGUCCCGGCCUACACUGGUGAUUCACGUAUUGUUAGCUCCUGAACUCUCAUGCACAUUUUUGCUGUUGUAUUGGCUUUAAGACAUCAUCAGUGUUAAGGUUGGCUGGGAAACUAAUAUCCUGUACUCUUAAGGCCAAGAAUGGGAAGUAUAACCCAGAGGAAUACAUUAGGGAAGAGAAAUCUUUGCUACCUUUGGUUAAGAAUGAAAAUCCUGUUUAACAGAGAGCAUGAACUGCUUUGGGAAGAUUGUUUUGAAAUGAAAGGAUUCUGGACUUGAUCACUUUCUUUAAGCCAAAAGGCAAUUAUUGUAAUGAGAAUUAGAAGCCUGCUUGUUCCCUUUUUGCCAUAUGUUCUGAACAUGCCAGUAACUGCCAUACACUACCCAAAACCCUCAUGCUAUUGUAAAACUUAAUUUUUUAAAGUUUGUAAAUAUAUGUAAAAUGAAGUAAAACUAUGGUAUGCCAAAAUGGUAUAGAAUGUGUAAAAUAAACAUUGUUAAUGAGAAGCUGUAAAUAUGGUGCUGCUUUGAGAAGGUAUGCAUGGGAUGCAUUAGUAUUGUGUUUUGGGGAAACUUGUUAAUAAAUCAUCUAUUUACACUGGAAAUCUUUCUGGUAUAGAAUACAAAGCAAAAUGGAUUGUUUUCCUUCAGCAAAAACUGGGUGCUGAUACAUGGAAGACUUUGUGUAUUAAAUAUGUUAAUAAAUAGUUUUCAUACUAUAUCUUUA
Molecule: messenger RNA, 7143 nt
Organism: Chelonia mydas (Green sea turtle)
Lineage: Eukaryota; Metazoa; Chordata; Testudines; Cheloniidae
Gene: TMEM181
Product: transmembrane protein 181
Exons: 18
Coding region: 6-1676 (556 amino acids)
Molecular function (GO): toxic substance binding
Source: RefSeq, a predicted model, not a curated record